GGCCGGCGCUUGGGGGUUGCGGGGCCAGAGCUGCAGAGAUGGGCUGGGAAGAAGCCACCCCUGACCCCCCGUCUCUCUUCGUAUCCAGUAUCCCUGCCACCCCAGCGGCUCCUGUCCCCACCUCGGGGUCUCCCCAGCACCUGCCCUGCUUCCCAGCUCCCUCUUGCUCUUCCUCGUUCUUUCUUCCUCUAGCUGCGCGCACCGGCGCCGCCGCGGAGGGGACUCCAUACCCCGCCCUUUGAAAUCUUGAUGCCCUUCAGGUCCAGAAGCUCUUGAGCAAAUAUUUGGCGCGCUUGGAGCGGAGACCGGCAGGGGGUGGGCGGGGGGCUGGACCGAGGCCACUGGCUAGGCAGGCCGUUAGCUGAGCACUCCAAAAGCACCACCGCAGUCCCGGCUGCUCGGCUCCCGGCUCCCGGCUCCUGCAGCAUGACUCAGCCAGAGCCAGAGAGCGUGGGCCCCGCGGCCCCUGGCUUCCCCGAGCAGGAGGAGGACGAGCUGCACCGGACCCUCGGGGUGGAGCGGUUUGAGGAGAUCCUUCAGGAGGCGGGGUCUCGCGGAGGGGAGGAGCCCAGCCGGAGCUAUGGGGAGGAAGACUUCGAAUACCACCGCCAGUCCUCCCACCACAUCCAUCACCCGCUGUCCACCCACCUGCCUCCGGACACCCGCCGCCGCAAGACGCCCCAGGGCCCCGGACGGAAGCCUCGAAGGCGCCCUGGGGCCACCCCCACCGGGGAGACCCCCACUAUUGAGGAGGGAGAGGAAGACGAGGAUGAGGCCGGUGAGGCUGAGGGUGCCCGAGCAGUCACCCAGCCGUCUCCCGCCUCCACUCCCUCUUCGGUGCAGUUCUUUCUUCAGGAGGAUGAGGUCACCGACAGGAAGGCAGAAAGGACCAGUCCCUCUCCGCCUCCGCCACUGCCCCACCAGGAGGCAGCUCCCCGGGCCACCAGAGGGGCCCAGACGGGAGCCCCGGUGGUGGAGCAGGCCGUAGCCGUGGCCUGCGGCGCAGCGGGAGGCGAUGACGGCGGCGCCUCAGGGCGCCCGCUGAGCAAGGCACAGCCCGGGCACCGCAGCUACAACCUGCAGGAGAGGAGGCGCAUCGGCAGCAUGACCGGGGCGGAGCAGGCCCUGCUGCCCCGCGUGCCCACGGACGAGAGCGAGGCGCAGACGCUGGCCACGGCGGACCUGGACCUCAUGAAGAGCCACCGGUUUGAGGACGUGCCCGGGGUCCGGCGGCACUUGGUGCGGAAGAAUGCCAAGUCUGGGCAGAGCAGCCGGGAGGGGCGCGAGCCUGGCCCCACGCCCCGGGCCCGGCCCCGGGUCCCCCACAAGCCCCACGAGGUGUUCGUGGAGCUGAACGAGCUCCUGCUGGACAAAAACCAGGAGCCUCAGUGGCGGGAGACGGCGCGCUGGAUCAAGUUCGAGGAGGACGUGGAGGAGGAGACGGAGCGCUGGGGGAAGCCCCACGUGGCCUCCCUGUCCUUCCGCAGCCUCCUGGAGCUCCGCCGGACCCUGGCCCACGGGGCUGUGCUCUUGGACCUGGACCAGCAGACCCUGCCCGGCGUGGCCCACCAGGUGGUGGAGCAGAUGGUCAUCUCCGACCAGAUCAAGGCCGAGGACAGGGCCAACGUGCUGCGGGCCCUGCUGCUGAAACACAGCCACCCGAGCGACGAGAAGGACUUCUCCUUCCCCCGGAACAUCUCCGCCGGCUCCCUGGGCUCCCUGCUGGGGCAUCACCACGGCCAGGGGGCCGAGAGCGACCCCCACGUCACCGAGCCCCUCAUCGGAGGUGUUCCGGAGACCCGGCUGGAUGUGGAGCGCGAGCGCGAGCUGCCGCCUCCGGCCCCGCCGGCCGGCAUCACUCGCUCCAAGUCCAAGCACGAGCUGAAGCUGCUGGAGAAGAUCCCCGAGAACGCCGAGGCCACGGUGGUCCUCGUGGGCUGCGUGGAGUUCCUCUCCCGGCCCACCAUGGCCUUCGUGCGGCUGCGGGAGGCGGUGGAGCUGGACGCGGUGCUGGAGGUGCCCGUGCCGGUGCGCUUCCUCUUCCUGCUGCUGGGCCCGAGCAGUGCCAACAUGGACUACCACGAGAUCGGCCGCUCCAUCUCCACCCUCAUGUCCGACAAGCAAUUCCACGAGGCGGCCUACAUGGCGGACGAGCGGGAGGACCUGCUGACCGCCAUCAACGCCUUCCUGGACUGCAGCGUGGUGCUGCCGCCCUCGGAGGUGCAGGGCGAGGAGCUGCUGCGCUCCGUCGCCCACUUCCAGCGCCAGAUGCUCAAGAAGCGGGAGGAGCAGGGCCGGCUGCUGCCCCCGGGGGCGGGGCUGGAGCCCAAGUCGGCCCAGGACAAGGCGCUCCUGCAGAUGGUAGAGGCGACGGGCGCAGCGGAAGACGAUCCCCUCCGGCGGACGGGCCGGCCCUUCGGCGGGCUGAUCCGCGACGUGCGGCGCCGCUACCCCCACUACCUGAGCGACUUCCGGGACGCGCUCGACCCCCAGUGCCUGGCCGCGGUCAUCUUCAUCUACUUCGCAGCCCUGUCGCCCGCCAUCACCUUCGGGGGGCUGCUGGGAGAGAAGACGGAGAACCUGAUCGGGGUGUCCGAGCUGAUCGUGUCCACGGCGCUCCAGGGCGUGCUCUUCUGCCUGCUGGGCGCGCAGCCGCUGCUGGUGAUCGGCUUCUCGGGGCCCCUGCUGGUGUUCGAGGAGGCCUUCUUCUCGUUCUGCCAGUACAACGGGCUGGAGUACCUGGUGGGCCGUGUAUGGAUCGGCUUCUGGCUGGUGCUCCUGGCGCUGCUCAUGGUGGCCCUGGAGGGGAGCUUCCUGGUGCGUUUCGUUUCCCGUUUCACCCAGGAGAUCUUCGCCUUCCUCAUCUCCCUCAUCUUCAUCUACGAGACCUUCUACAAGUUGGUCAAGAUUUUCCAGGAACACCCCCUCCACGGCUGUUCUGCCGUCAACAGCUCCGAGCCUGUGCGUGACGCCGCAGGUGGUGGCGAGAACACCACGUGGGCCGGGGCAAGGGCCACGCCGGGGCCGGGGAACGUGAGCCUGGCCGGGCCCUCUGGGCAGGGAAGGCCCCGGGGCCAGCCCAACACGGCCCUGCUCUCACUGGUGCUCAUGGCCGGCACCUUCUUCAUUGCCUUCUUCCUGCGCAAGUUCAAGAACAGCCGGUUCUUCCCCGGCCGGGUGCGGCGGGUGAUUGGGGACUUCGGGGUGCCCAUCGCGAUCCUCGUCAUGGUGCUUGUGGAUUACAGUAUCGAGGACACCUAUACCCAGAAGCUGAAUGUGCCCAGCGGAUUCUCGGUGACGGCCCCCGACAAGCGGGGCUGGGUCAUCAACCCCCUGGGCGAGAACAGCUCCUUCCCCGUGUGGAUGAUGGUGGCCAGCCUGCUGCCCGCCCUCCUGGUCUUCAUCCUCAUCUUCAUGGAGACGCAAAUCACCACGCUGAUCAUCUCCAAGAAGGAGCGCAUGCUGCAGAAGGGCUCGGGCUUCCACCUGGACCUGCUGCUCAUCGUGGGCAUGGGCGGCGUCUGCGCCCUCUUCGGCCUGCCCUGGCUGGCGGCCGCCACCGUCCGCUCCGUCACACACGCCAAUGCGCUCACCGUCAUGAGCAAGGCUGUGGCGCCCGGGGACAAGCCCAAGAUCCAGGAGGUCAAGGAGCAGCGGGUGACCGGGCUGCUGGUUUCCCUGCUCGUGGGUAUGUCCGCCCCCCCAAGCCCCGCCCCACACUCGUCUGGGCUGGGCGCCGGGGUGGGCGGCCCUGGAGACGACUGCUCCCUCUCCCCCCGCCCCCCAGGCCUCUCCAUCGUGAUCGGCGACCUGCUCCGAGAGAUACCCCUGGCCGUGCUCUUCGGGAUUUUCCUGUACAUGGGGGUCACCUCCCUGAACGGGAUCCAGUUCUACGAGCGGCUGCACCUGCUGCUCAUGCCUCCCAAACACCACCCGGACGUCACCUACGUCAAGAAGGUCCGGACCCUGCGGAUGCACCUGUUCACCGCCCUGCAGCUGCUCUGCCUGGCCCUACUCUGGGCCGUCAUGUCCACAGCCGCCUCCCUGGCCUUCCCCUUCAUCCUCAUCCUCACGGUGCCGCUGCGCAUGGUGGUGCUCACCCGCAUCUUCACGGAGCGCGAGAUGAAAUGCCUGGAUGCCAACGAGGCGGAGCCCGUGUUCGACGAGCGGGAGGGCGUGGAUGAGUACAAUGAGAUGCCCAUGCCUGUGUAGCUGCUGCCGGAUGGACGGACAGAGGGGCAGGCCGGGGAUGCCCUCCCAUCCCCUUCCCUCCUCGUUUUUAUUUAAGUGAAUAAUUUAAUGGCCCCUUCCUCCCACCCCCGCAGUAAAGUGCUUUUGCUCCCA
This is a messenger RNA of Phyllostomus hastatus (greater spear-nosed bat), 4344 nucleotides long. RefSeq names its product solute carrier family 4 member 2 (gene SLC4A2). Gene Ontology annotation, biological process: bicarbonate transport; regulation of intracellular pH; transmembrane transport. The record is from RefSeq and is a predicted model, not a curated record. The coding region runs from base 427 to 4212 and encodes 1261 amino acids. Gene Ontology annotation, cellular component: basolateral plasma membrane; apical plasma membrane; plasma membrane. Lineage: Eukaryota; Metazoa; Chordata; Mammalia; Chiroptera; Phyllostomidae. The transcript has 21 exons. Gene Ontology annotation, molecular function: solute:inorganic anion antiporter activity; monoatomic anion transmembrane transporter activity.